This is a messenger RNA of Serendipita indica DSM 11827, 2208 nucleotides long. The record is from the annotation of a GenBank genome assembly. NCBI's taxonomy places the organism in Eukaryota, Fungi, Basidiomycota, Agaricomycetes, Sebacinales, Serendipitaceae.
AUGGCACAUUUUACCGGCUUUGAGGGCAAUCUCGCGGAUACGACGCCACUAAAGCUCAAUACGCGUCAUGGAGGUGAUGAUAUGUCUGUUUCUGAUCUCUCCACGACGCCUCAGUUUCGAUGGAUGGGCGACGCCGCUCCAGCCACUCCAGGCAGCGUCCAGGACGAGAAAGAGGCCAGCGGGGAUACAUCUUGGAUGCAUGAACAGAGCCACGAUGUGAUAGAGCAGUCAUUUGAUGAGACGCUGCAGUUUCAACAGACGACAGUCGACGAGGAUGCGGAUCGCAGCGGGAUGCACACGCCUGUGGCACCCGGUCGAAACAACGAGGAUCAGGAACUCGAAGAGUUUGCUUUUACACUCAGGAAGAUGAGACGGACCAUCAAUGGCAUGACAGACGUCCUGCGGUCCACAAUCCCAGAGUAUCAGAGGAUGCAGAGAGCGAUUGAAAACUGGGAUUCUUUGAGCAAGCAGUACAACGCGAUCAUGAUCGAAACCGAGAAGACUGCAAGGGUUUUGGAGGACCCGUCGUGGCCAGGACGUGAUUUGGAGGAACUACAACUACAGCAGGCUCAAGCAGCCGAAGAGGAGCGACGAAGACUGGAAGAGGCGGAGCUAGAACUUCAGCGUCAAAGAGAGGAGGAAGAGCGACAGGAGCGGUUGUUGCGCGAGAGACUAGAACAGGAAAGACUGGCCAAACAAUCAUCUGUUCGCGGAAGGGGCAGAGGGCGAGGUGUUCCCCCUCCCACACGAGGAUUGACAGGUUCUACGGGCUCGUUACGUGGAAGGAUUCUGCUUAGAGGGCGGAUAUUGCCUCGUGCUCUGCAACCGUCACGAGUCAUACGGUCGAGCCUCCCAAGGCGGUCGUUUGCAACAAACGGCGACCCCCAGGCCAAGGCUGCAGAAUUAGUCUCCUUCGGUCAAAAACACGUAGCCAAGGGUCUCAACAGGCUCGUGGACGACGUCAUUCAGAGUGCAGAGGGUAGUUAUGUGACUUUGACGAGCGGCAAACGCCUUUUGGAUUUCACGACCGGUAUUGGUGUUACAAAUCUUGGACAUUGCCAUCCAAAAGUCAGUAAGGCGGCAGCUGAGCAAUGCAUGAAGGUUGUGCAUGCACAGUGCAGUCUUGCAUUCCAUGAGCCCUAUCUCGAGCUGGUCGAUGCUUUACUACCGGUCGUUCCCAAAGGACUAGACACAUUCUUUUUCUGGAAUUCUGGAGCUGAAGCUGUGGAACAAUCCAUCAAAAUCGCCCGCGCGGUCACCGGCAGACAGAAUAUUAUAGCAAUGCAAGGUGCCUACCAUGGACGUACUUAUGGGACAAUGGCUUUGACGCGCUCAAAGACCAUUUACUCUGAGGGCUCGGCUCCGCUUAUGCCUGGUGUCUUUGUUACUCCAUUUCCCUACUGGCACCAAGCAGGUUUCCCACAGAAUGUCGACGAGAAGACGCUGGUAGACCAUUGCUUGCACCAAUUAAGCCUUGUCUUUUCCCAGCAGACCGCCCCCAAGGACACGGCGGCGAUCAUCAUUGAGACCGUCAUUGGUGAAGGGGGCUAUGUUCCAGCUCCAAAAUCGUAUCUCGAAGGGCUUCGCAAAGUGUGUGAUGAGCAUGGCAUCGUUCUCAUCUUCGACGAGGUCCAAUGUGGGUUUGGCCGGACGGGAAAGUACUUUGCACAAGAGUGGAGCGGGGUCCAACCCGACGUGAUGGUCUUUGCUAAAGGAAUAGCAAAUGGAUUCCCACUGAGUGGUGUGGUAGGCAAGAAACAUCUCAUGGACAAGAUGAAACCAGGGAGUAUGGGUGGGACAUAUGCGGGUAAUGCCGUCUCCUGUGCGGCCGCAGUCGCGUGUUCCAAAGUGAUGAAGGAGGAGAACAUCUUGUCAAAUGUCGAGCAGCGUUCGGCAGAGUUAUUUUCAACCCUCCACAAGAUGCAAAGGGACCCCUCGCUGCGGAUUAGUGACGUACGAGGAGCCGGGCUAAUGGUGGCUGUCGAAUUUGGCACGGGAUCUCAUGCACCAGGGGCUGAGAAUGCUCUCAAGGGUGUUGCCGCAAAGAUCUCGAAACGGUGUGCGGACAAGGGAUUAUUGAUCCUGUCCACGUCUGUGUUUGAGGUCAUUCGGUUUAUCCCAGCGUUGAACAUCAGCCAAAAGGAGCUUGCAGAGGGUAUCAAGAUCUUUGAGGAGGUUGUGCGAGAGGUUGUGGCUAGUUCACAUUAA